Messenger RNA from Microstroma glucosiphilum, 1510 nucleotides. Its product is annotated as ribosomal protein S5 domain 2-like protein. Gene Ontology annotation, molecular function: RNA binding; structural constituent of ribosome. The coding region runs from base 69 to 1328 and encodes 419 amino acids. The record is from RefSeq and is a predicted model, not a curated record. The transcript has a single exon. Gene Ontology annotation, biological process: translation. NCBI's taxonomy places the organism in Eukaryota, Fungi, Basidiomycota, Exobasidiomycetes, Microstromatales, Microstromataceae. Gene Ontology annotation, cellular component: mitochondrial small ribosomal subunit; ribosome.
CCAAGGCGUGCGUCCAUCUCGUGUACUCUACCUGUACUGGCCAUUUCCCACCACGCAGUGACAGAGACAUGACGCUAGCCACUACAGCCUCAUCGUCUGCCACAGCUGCAGUCGCCCUGCGGCGCACUCUCGUCGCCUCGCGGCGGGUGGCCACGCAGGCUCGAUACCAGUCUACGACUUCCUCCCAGUCGUCGUCCUCCAGCAAUGACCGAGCCUCCUCCUCGUCAUCCUCUUCCUCAUCCUCAAGCUCGUCAUCCCGACUCCCACCCUCUGCCCUCCCGCCGACACCGUCUGUCCUCUUGACCGGUUCUGCUCUGGCGCCCAGUCGCCUUAAGCCCCUCACGCCAGCCUUCUACACCGCCCGCCCAUCAUACAUUUCUCUCCUCUUGCAACUCGAGGAUCUCCUACGCAAGUCCAAGCGUGCUCUGGAGCAGCUGCACGUCCUCAAGGGGAAUGCUCCUAUGCCUUCUCUUGUAGAGUUGGCAGACCUCCUAGGAGAGAGGAAGAAGGGCUCUUCAGCCGCUUCCGUAGGACCUGCGCCUUCCUGGCAAAAGAUUGGAGAGAUGGGAAGUCUGCUAGGUAUGCCACUCAAGGCGUCCCAGUACAGGAACAUCGCCACAGCCCUUUCGCGUCUCGCACGGUAUGCUCCUUUGGUCAAGGUACAUCUGCCGACUUCGUCCAAGGUGGAGCAUCAGAGGUUGGCCAAGGAGGUGGAUGAGGUCAUGGAGGUCUUCAAGAGACGCACAGGAGCGGCAGACCAGAGAGCCGAUCGGGUCACGCCUGGGACCGGAGUGGAUACCAAGGGGAGGAUCUGGGCAAAUGGUAGGAGGAAAGAGUCGACUGCAAUGGUCUGGAUCGCACCCCUGGAAACUCAAGCAGGAGGGGCAGGUGACGCAGCUUCGGUAUCAGCUCCAGGAUCAGCACCUGCCUCACCUCCCCUGGGAGAAGUCAUGGUCAAUGGCUUCACCAUUUCCAAGUACUUUACUCGCACCACACAUCGCGAAGACAUUCUCCACCCACUUCGCCUCGUCAACCUCCUCGGCGCAUUCAACAUCUUUGCCCUCGUCUCAGGCGGCGGGCACACAGGUCAAUCAGGCGCCGUAGCCCAUGGACUGGCCAAAGCUCUUGUGCGAUACUUUGAAGAGAAGCUAGCAGCGGCCGAAGCGAGUGGGAAUGAGGCUCAGGAGCAGGAGUGGGCUAGAUUGAGAGUUAGUGUGAGGGAGGUAUUGGGAAGGGAUGGUGUGUUGAAGAGGGACCCGAGAAUGGUGGAGAGGAAGAAGACCGGAUUGGCAAAGGCGCGAAAGGCGUACACUUGGGUCAAGCGAUGAGCGGAGGAGAGCAGAACAGAACAGCGCAGUGUGAUUGCAAUGCUACGAGCUCUCGCAACGGUCGAGUAAUCGAAAAUGUGGUGUGACACCAGGCGAUUCUGCAGCAUUUCCUCUACACUCAAGACGGAUAGAUGUAGAAGAGUCACUGGUGAUACAGAGUGUCCCCCUCCCUCACUUCUUCU